UUUCGUUAGCUAACGAUAUCGUUAAGCGCAGUUAACGACAAGUGUCGCUACGAGCGAUUCUGUACGUGCAAGUUAACGACGUUUGUCGCUAGAGAGUAUCGUUACUUAACGAAAAGUAUCGUUAUCCUAUCGAGGGGUCUCGCAGCCCUCGGUAGCGUUAGCGACGCUCGGUAGCCCAUGACCAAUGCGUCAGUGUGUAAUUGUCGUUCAAGUGUGUAGGCCUACAAGUGUGUAAUCAAGUUUUUCGGAGUACAUUCGAGUACGUUAAAAAAUCAAAGAUUUGCUGAUAUUUUGAUUAAAAUAGUAUUUUAUAAAUACAUAUAUAAUAUCUCUUGAAAAUGGCGGAGGGAUUCCUUGCUUGGAAUGUACAAAAUUUGGAGGUUCGUGUGCGUCAUGUCGAGAGAAGAUUUGAGCGAAGAGAAUUGCGUGAGAUAGAUGAUCCGUUCGAACUUCCGGAUAAUGCGUUUCGGGAUUUAUUCCGUCUUUCUCCAGAGAUCAUGUCAGAUUUAAUAGAUAGUUUAUAUCCCUUACUAUCUCGAGAUAGACCCACAGGACUCUCUGUUGACAAACAAGUAUUGGCGGCUGUUAGAUUUUAUGCAACGGGAUGUUAUCAGCGACCAGUUGGUGAACAAUGGGGAAUAUCUAUGAGCCAGUCGUCAAUCAGUCGCUCUAUACGAAGUGUCACAAAUGCCAUAAACCAAUUACUUCUAAGACCAUGGGUAAGGUUCCCAAUAUCUGAGAUGGAGAGGCGAAUUGCACGCCAAGAAUUCCAAACAGCGAAUCAGCCUUUUGAAGGUGCAAUUGGUGCAAUCGAUUGUUCCCAUAUUGCGAUCAUUGCUCCAAGAGAACAUGAAGAGGGCUAUGUUAAUCACCAUGGUUAUCACUCGAUAAAUGUGCAAAUGAUCUGUGAUCCGAACCUAAAGGUUCUAAAUGUUAAUGCCCGGUAUCCUGGAGCUCGUAAUGAUUCGUAUAUUUGGAGUGCGUCGCCAGUACGACGAAUAAUGCAGCAGUGGUACGAACGUGGUGAACGCGAGACAUUUCUUAUUGGUGAUCAGGGUUAUCCACUUGAGCCAUGGCUAAUGACUCCUUUACCAAAUGAACGACUGGGAACACCUAGAUUUUUAUACAACCAAGAUUUUUGUAGUGCAAGGAAUUGCGUGGAACGCCUCUUUGGAGUUAUAAAAUCCACCUGGAGAUGCCUAUCAAAGCACAGAGUUUUGCAGUAUGAACCUGGUAUGGCAGGAAAAAUAGUAAAUGCUUGUGCAGUUUUACACAAUAUGCGUAUUCAAAACGGAAUACAAAUGGAAAUGAUUGAUGAAAACGAAAUAGAGGGCGAUAAUCCAAUCGUACACGAUGCUGACGAUGAUGAUCUUCGUCCACUGGCUGCUGCACGCCGCGUUCAAGAUCGCUUGAUUAGACAGAGAUAUGGCAUUUGAUGUAAGAUGAUCUAUUUUAUAACGAAGUGGCGGUACAACGUAGUUGUGCUGCUAUACAGAAAUCUAGUUUUAAAACUCUUGAAAUUGUACAUAUUCUCGCAAAUGAGACUUACCAUAAUAAUUGUAAAAAUGACUAGCUUGUGAAGCAAUCAUACUCAAACUGCGUGUUUGAUAUUGACAAUGUUUAGUAAUAAACUAUACCUUUCUAUAUUAAAA
Molecule: messenger RNA, 1652 nt
Organism: Athalia rosae (coleseed sawfly)
Lineage: Eukaryota; Metazoa; Arthropoda; Insecta; Hymenoptera; Athaliidae
Product: putative nuclease HARBI1
Exons: 5
Coding region: 339-1436 (365 amino acids)
Source: RefSeq, a predicted model, not a curated record